UCCGCUGUGAGUGAGUGGUGAUAGCUGAUAGACGUUAGAGAGUCUCUACAGAGCGGACACUUCAGUAAAACCGCAUUAUUUGGAUAAUAUUAGCUAAAUUAAUCCAGUUUAAACCAUGGCGACUUCAGUGAAGCUCAACACCGGAGCGGACAUGCCUAUUCUGGGUCUGGGAACAUGGAAGUCAGCUCCAGGAAAGGUAACGGAAGCUGUGAAAGCUGCUAUCUCUGCAGGCUACAGACACAUCGAUGGAGCGUUCGUCUACCAGAAUGAGAAGGAGGUUGGAGAGGGAAUUCAGGCCAUGAUUAAAGAAGGAGCUGUGAAAAGAGAAGAGCUUUUUAUUGUCAGCAAGCUUUGGUGCACUUUCCAUGACAAGUCUGCAGUAAAAGGGGCAUGUCAGAAGACCUUAAGUGACCUGCAGCUGGAUUACCUUGAUUUAUACCUGGUUCACUGGCCAAUGGGCUUUCAGCCUGGAACAGAGCUGUUCCCUCUGGACAGUGAAGGAUUAACUAUCAGUGAUGAUACCAAAUUCCUGGAUACCUGGGAGGGAAUGGAGGAGCUGGUGGACGCUGGGCUGGUCAAGGCCAUCGGCAUCUCCAACUUUAACCGAGAGCAGAUUGAGGCCAUUCUGAACAAACCAGGCCUCAAAUAUAAACCUGCAAACAACCAGGUUGAGUGUCAUCCAUAUCUGAGUCAGGAGAAACUGAUCAAUUUCUGUCAGUCUAAGGGAAUCACAGUGACUGCGUACAGUCCUCUGGGUUCUCCUGACCGUCCGUGGGCCAAACCUGAGGACCCUUCAUUGCUGGAAGACCCAAACAUCACAGCUAUUGCUAAGAAGUAUAAUAAGACCACUGCUCAGGUCCUCCUACGAUUCCAGAUUCAGAGAAAUGUCAUCGUGAUCCCAAAGUCCGUCACUCCCUCACGCAUCCAGGAGAACUUUCAGGUCUUUGACUUCACACUGACUGAUGAAGAGAUGAAGAUUAUUUUAGGCUUCAACAGGAACUUCAGGGUCUGCCCCAUGCACUGGGGUGUGAAGCACAGGGAUUACCCAUUUAAUGCUGAAUAUUAAAAGAGAAGGAGCCUCAGUCCGAGCUUCUACUUUACAAGCUUCAUAUGCAGUGCUGUCUGUUAAAUUUACAUUCCAGUAUCAUCUUUUUCCUGCAAAUAUGCUGAUUAGCUUCAUAGAUUCUGUAUGAAGAAUAAUAUCUACUAUACUGUAACAUGAGAAACGGGAUCAUACACUAGUAUAAUUAGACCCCUGUAUAGAAAGAUGCACUGUUUUUGCCAUUACCAAUUAUUUCCUUUUUUCAAAUAUUCAAGUUCAUAUUCAUAUAAGAGAAAGUUUCAUACUGUUUAUUUCAACAUAAAUGUUCAUUCUACAGAUUUGUUCAUGCUACUCUUCAUAUUUUACGCUCUGUUCAGUUUCUGAACUACUAAAGUAGUUUAACUUACUUGAAUACAUAUGAAAUAUAGCUUUUAGUUGCAUCUGUUUAAAAUAUUCCAUUAGCAACACAUUGAACACUCCACAUUCCUUGUUUUCCAUUUUUCAAUGCAAGCUGUGAGCAGCUCCAUGUGGCCUGAUUGUGUGUUUGCCUUUAAAAUACAUUUUAAUGAUGUACAAAAUAAAGCAAACGUUUCAGUCAGCA
Astyanax mexicanus (Mexican tetra) is the source of this 1643-nucleotide messenger RNA. RefSeq names its product aldo-keto reductase family 1 member B1-like. Lineage: Eukaryota; Metazoa; Chordata; Actinopteri; Characiformes; Acestrorhamphidae. Gene Ontology annotation, cellular component: cytosol. Gene Ontology annotation, molecular function: aldose reductase (NADPH) activity. The transcript is spliced from 10 exons. The coding region runs from base 116 to 1066 and encodes 316 amino acids. The record is from RefSeq and is a predicted model, not a curated record.